This is a messenger RNA of Nymphaea colorata (pocket water lily), 3460 nucleotides long. RefSeq names its product K(+) efflux antiporter 3, chloroplastic-like. The record is from RefSeq and is a predicted model, not a curated record. Bases 428 to 2944 code for a protein of 838 amino acids. Gene Ontology annotation, molecular function: antiporter activity. The transcript has 19 exons. Gene Ontology annotation, cellular component: membrane; chloroplast. Gene Ontology annotation, biological process: proton transmembrane transport; potassium ion transport. Lineage: Eukaryota; Viridiplantae; Streptophyta; Magnoliopsida; Nymphaeales; Nymphaeaceae.
UCCAUGGAGCAGAAGAGUCGACUGCCGCAGACUUCUUCCCUCUGUGGCCCCACAGCCACACACCCUCUCUCCUUGCCCACGAACGUUAACUUCCUUGCACCGUUCCAUUCCUUUCCUUUCUCCACAAUUCAGGGAGGAAGGAAGAGAGAGAGUGGGCGCCGCGGGGACGUGUGGCCUCAUCUCCUCCUCGCGUUCUUCUGUUUCGUGGUGCUCAAAGAAGGGAGGAAGAAAGAAGCAAGCCCCUGGCCUCUCUACCUUCGUUCCUAUUUCCCGAGUUGCUUCACAUGAAGACCAAAGAACGGCGCUGUCUCGGUGUUCCUCCCGUCUCUCUCUCUUUAUCCUAAAUGUCCAUUCUCGUGGGACUGGACACAGUUUGCAUUUCAAUUGGAUGCCACCGUCUCUGCUUGUUUUCUGACUUCUCCCGGUCAUGGCGAUCUCUGCGUCAUCCGUUUCGCUCCUCGCUUCUGUUUCUUGUUUUCAUUACUGCCAUUGCAAACACCGUAGUAGCAUGGAAUCUACUUUCUGGCGAGAUUUUGCUUCUCUGAAGGCCUAUCCUCGUCUUUAUCCAGGAGGUUGUUGCCAUUUUUCUUAUAUUCACUCCUUUUUGCCUCGGACGGGUAUAACACUGUCUUUGCUCAGUCGCAAAAAGUUGGGGAAUUAUCCAAUUUCACAGAAAUUGCGACAACUGCAAACUGCAACUGCAUCUGGUGUUCUAUUUGGAGGGCUUAAUGGCAGUGUUACCAAGGAGGCCUUAUCAAGGAAAUUCAGGGCAAAUGCUGAGGUCGAAAUUGCAAAUGCCAUCGACGUCAUGAAUGAUUUAGGUUUUGAUACCUUAACAUUCUUAGCAGUGACUGUAGUGGUUGUCCCUGCAUUCAGGAUCAUCAAAGCCAGCCCAAUACUCGGGUUCUUCUUUGCAGGAGUUGUUUUGAACCAAUUUGGCCUGAUCAGGAACCUCACUGAUGUCAAGAUCUUGUCUGAAUGGGGAAUACUGUUCUUGCUAUUUGAAAUGGGCUUGGAGCUGUCACUAGCACGACUAAAAGCACUGGCAAAGUUUGCUUUUGGGAUGGGAUUAACUCAGGUUGUUCUGUCAACACUUGCUUUCACGGCAUUUGAGUUACCACCUAAUGGAGCUAUUGGAACAAAAAUUUUGGAGUUCCUCUUUCAUUCAAGAUCCGAUUUGGUUAAUAUAAGAAGUGUCGAUGAAGCUAUAGUGAUUGGUGCUGCUCUUUCUUUGUCAUCUUCCGCGUUUGUUCUACAGAUACUUGCAGAGAAAGGAGAGCUGCCUACUAGAUUUGGUUCUGCUACUCUUGGGAUUCUCUUACUUCAGGACAUUGCUGUUGUCCCUCUCCUGGUUAUACUUCCAGUGCUGGAGAGCCAGAAUUUAGUACAAGAAAGUAUCUGGCCCAUGUUAGCGGCAGAGAGCCUGAAAGCUUUAGGGGGACUUGGCUUGCUCUCUUUGGGAGGGAAAUACCUACUUCGGCGUAUUUUUGAGGUUGUUGCAGAAUCAAGGAGUUCAGAAGCUUUUGUUGCUGUUUGUCUCCUCACUGUAGCAGGCACCUCGCUUCUUACUCAAAUGUUGGGCUUUAGUGACACGCUAGGAGCAUUUCUGGCUGGUGCAUUAUUAGCAGAGACAAAUUUCCGCACACAGAUUGAAGCAGACAUUAGACCUUUCAGAGGACUACUACUUGGGUUAUUUUUUAUAACAACAGGGACUUCCAUUGAUAUGCAGCUUCUUUUCCGGGAGUGGCCAAAUGUACUGUCUCUCCUAGGUGGUCUCAUUGUAAUCAAGACACUGAUAAUAACUGCGAUAGGGCCCCGUGUCGGGCUGUCUUUGCAAGAAAGUGUGAGAAUAGGACUGCUUCUAUCUCAGGGAGGAGAAUUUGGAUUCGUUGUAUUUUCUCUAGCCAACAGGCUUGGGGUAUUGCCACUUGAGCUGAAUAAGUUGCUUAUCAUUGUUGUCGUUUUAUCCAUGGCAUUAACUCCAUUUCUCAAUGAACUUGGGAGGACUGCUGCUGGCAUAAUCGAGGAGAAGAUGAAAGGGCAGGAAAAAGUUGCAGAUUCGGUGAACUUUGAUGCCACUGAUCCUGUUGUCAUUGUGGGCUUUGGACAGAUGGGCCAGGUCCUUGCCAAUUUCUUAUCAACUCCACUGGCCUCAGGUCUGGAGAGUAAUAUCAUGGGUUGGCCAUAUGUGGCAUUUGAUAUUGACCCCAAGGUUGUGAAGGCAGCUAGAAAACUUGGCUUUCCAGUUCUUUAUGGGGAUGGCUCUAGACCUGCAGUUCUGCAAUCAGCUGGAAUUUCUUCGCCAAAAGCUGUGAUGGUUAUGUAUACAGGGAGAAGUAGAACAGUUGAAUCAGUACAAAGAAUUCGGCUUGCUUUCCCAUCGAUUCCAGUAUAUGCUAGAGCUCAGGACCUUGGACAUCUCCUGGAGCUAAAGAAAGCUGGUGCAACGGAUGCAAUUCUUGAAAAUGCGGAGACCAGCCUUCAGCUUGGUUCAAAGCUUUUGAAAGGACUUGGUGCCAUGUCAGAUGAUGUAAGCUUCUUGAGUCAGCUUGUGAGGGAAUCAAUGGAGCUGCAAGCCCAAGAAGCACUUGAGAGAAAUGACACACGAGAGUAUGAAGUAUUGAAGCCAUUGCAGGUCAGAGUAUAUGAUAUGGUGGAUAAGCGGUCAGUCAAUUUGCCAAAUACAAGAGAUGGUGGAAAUGAAAUGCUCAACCGCUCAGAGGUUAACCAUGUCCCUGAGUUACGUGAUGGCCAUUCUGGCGACCAUAACGGUGAUGCAGGAGGUGAUACUUCAACAAGCAGUUCAGAAUAUGAACUUGAGAAAGGUGUCAAAUGGUGCGAAUUGGAUUCAGAUCUCGGACUUAUUGAGGAUACUCACGUUGAAAAUGAAAAGGAUGAGGUUGACUGUACAAUACCCUGUAUAACUCCUGCCGAUGGUUCGUAGACUACUUUCUGGAUCAAGUGUAGCUAUUCAGCUUCUAGCUAGCAUGUUAAAUUGGUUGCCAGCAGUCAAUUUUCCCUACAUUUGGAAGCAAUUGGUUGCUUGAGUUUCAAAUUUUGGCUCAUGAGAUCACGAAUGGGGAAGGUAAAGGAGGUUUUUUGGCAUCUCAAUUACUCGCAAUUCAAGCAGAUCCUUUGGUGGCUUCUUUUUCCAGCUUAAGAUUACGGAUAAUAGUCAUAUAUCCCAGUCGUGGGUGUAACAAGUGAAAAUUUCCUUGUAUCUGCCAUAGCAAUAAGGCCAGCUCGUGUAUAUUUUAUUGUAUAAAUAUUUAUUUUUUUUCCUGGUCUCUACUGCCUAGUGGCAUUGUUAUUUUAAUAAUAUGUUCUUUUAGGAAAUCUUGUACGGUGCCGUCCUGUUCUUUUCCAUUUUUUUUUUUUGGUGCAUCUAGGAUUAGUUACAGACAGUAGCUUAACUGCUGACAAUGUUCAAAACAUGCAAAAUGAAGAUGUCUUUUGCUUC